UCCCAGUUGCAGUUGCAAGCUUCUAGUUCUACCUCGCUGCUGCCCACCAGCUGCCACCACUCACUGCUCUGCCAGUUCUCUCCCUCUCCCGCGCACAGUAACAAGUUAACAGCACUCGCCGGAGUUCACCGGCUAGGUUUAAGGCAUUGAAACCCUAUCCUUUUCAGGUCCCUCUCACCUUUUCUUUUCCUCCCCUGGCUCCUAUUUCCGUUUGCACGCUUGCUCUUGACCCGAGCUCGUACACGUACUACAUAUAUACGCAAGUUCUGCGAGAGAGGCCGAGGCAGAGACGACGACGCCGAAGACGAAGAAUCCACCAGGUGCUGUAGCAUCCAAUAAGCAAGUACUCUCUGAGCUAGGUAGGACACGGUCGCCGGCCGGAGAUGUCGGGCCGCCGCGGCAGGAUCAGCGACGACGAGAUCAACGAGCUCAUCUCCAAGCUCCAGGCGCUCCUCCCGGAGUCCUCCCGCCGCCGGAACGCGAGCCGGUCGUCGGCGUCGAAGCUCCUGAAGGAGACGUGCAGCUACAUUAAGAGCCUGCACCGGGAGGUGGACGACCUCUCGGAGCGGCUGUCGGGGCUCAUGGCGACCAUGGACAACGACAGCCCCCAGGCCGAGAUAAUCCGGAGCCUACUCCGGUGACCGGCCGGCCGGGCCCUCUCCUGCCUGCUACCUAGCCAGCUGCAGCGGCCCGCGCGGCUGAAUUAGUGAAGACGACGAACUGAAGGAGCUUGCUCGCUUGCUACGACCUUACUUAUGUUCUCUUUUUUUUCCUUCUUCUUCUUCUUCUUCUUCUUCUUCUUCCUCCAGUGUGUGUUUGUUUCCGUACCUGCUGUCUUAUGAAUCCAAGGACCCUCGUUGAGAAGACAACGAACGAAGGGGUAGCUCUUGGUGUACCAGAGGGGUUAGUAGAGAUAUAUAUAUGGACUUCUAUUAACCGACCAGGCAAGGUACUGCCGGUUUGUAGCUUGUAGUAAGUAGCUCGUCAUCUGUAGUAGACUGUAGCUGUUCAGAGUUGCAGAUGCAUCCUAGCUAUUAUAAGAGUUUAUUUUUGCUUUAUUUGUAAAUGGCCUGUCGUUGCUCUUGUCUGCUCUGUCCUUGCAAACGGAGGGACAAGCUUAACGUCUUAACGACGACCGCUCUGGAGGCAAAUAUAUAGCACCGUCAUGUGUUUC
Molecule: messenger RNA, 1174 nt
Organism: Panicum hallii
Lineage: Eukaryota; Viridiplantae; Streptophyta; Magnoliopsida; Poales; Poaceae
Product: transcription factor ILI3-like
Exons: 2
Coding region: 384-641 (85 amino acids)
Biological process (GO): regulation of DNA-templated transcription; regulation of growth
Molecular function (GO): protein dimerization activity
Source: RefSeq, a predicted model, not a curated record